AUGGACCUCAUUCUUCUCUGUGUGUUCCUGCCUCUGGUGACUGUGGCAUGGGGCCAGUACGGUGACUAUUACUAUGGUCCCUAUAACUAUGGAGAUAAUGAUGAAUGGGUCAAUGUGUACCGGCAGGGUUUCAAUUUCCAGUGCCCACAUGGGCAGGUGAUUGUGGCCAUCAGGAGUGUUUUCAACAAGAAGGAAGGCUCCGACAGACUGUGGAACUACGCCUGCAUGCCAGCAGCCCAGAGCCUCGGUGAGCCGACAGAGUGCUGGUGGGAAGAGAUCAACAGGGCGGGAACCGAAUGGUAUCAAACCUGCUCAAACAAUGGGCUGGUGGCUGGUUUCCAGAGUCAGUAUUUUCCAUCUGUGCUUGACCGUGAAUGGCAAUUUUACUGCUGCCGCUAUAGCCGGAGAUGCCCAUAUUCAUGCUGGUUAACAACAGAAUAUCCAGGACACUAUGGAGAAGAUAUGGACAUGAUGAUGUACACUUACGACUAUUACAUCCGUGGGGCAACCACAACUUUCUCUGCUGUGGACAGGGAUCGUCAGUGGAAAUUCAUUGUCUGCAGGAUGACAGAGUAUGACUGCCCAUUUCAAAAUGUUUAAAAGCUUGAGUGCACCUCACUUGGAAAGCUUGGGGACAGACAGGGUGGGAUGAGGGUCAGUGGUUACAGGAGAAGAGCCAUUAGCCUCACAAAAAAAUACCAAGACUCAUCAGCUGUCUGCUGAAGAUACAAUUCUUUCCCUCUGGAGCUAAGAAAUAAAUUACCAGCCCACAUGCUUGCAACAGUGAUUUUGGAGGAUUCCUUCAAGUUGCACUGGCACUUGUAUCCCCCAAUUAAAAUUGCUUAUGGCAUACAGGUUUACGAUACUCAAUCCUAUGGCAUAUGCACAGUUACCUUUUUUAUAUAAACAUAUAGCCAUUUUGAACACAU
Molecule: messenger RNA, 929 nt
Organism: Nestor notabilis (Kea)
Lineage: Eukaryota; Metazoa; Chordata; Aves; Psittaciformes; Psittacidae
Gene: DPT
Product: dermatopontin
Exons: 4
Coding region: 1-600 (199 amino acids)
Biological process (GO): collagen fibril organization
Cellular component (GO): extracellular matrix
Molecular function (GO): extracellular matrix structural constituent
Source: RefSeq, a predicted model, not a curated record